Symbiodinium sp. CCMP2456 is the source of this 387-nucleotide messenger RNA. The record is from the annotation of a GenBank genome assembly. Lineage: Eukaryota; Dinophyceae; Suessiales; Symbiodiniaceae.
GCAAAAUGGCACGGCAUGUCAUCGAUGCCGACAAUUCCUGCCUGUUCAACUCGAUAGCCUAUGCUCUGGAAGGACGCGCAACGGACAAAGCGCCGACACUGCGCGAGACCGUGGCUGCAAUCAUUCUCUCGUCGCCAGACGUGUGGACAGAGGUCGUCUUGGGGAAGAGCCCCGAGGAGUAUGCAGACUGGAUCCAGAGCCCCGAACACUGGGGCGGAGGGAUCGAGCUGGCAGUCUUGUCGGAUCAUUACGAAGCAGAGAUAGCCGCUUUCGACUGCCAAUCGCUGCGGGUUGAUAUCUUCGGCGAGGGGAAGAGCUAUGAGCAACGUGCCCUUCUCAUCUACGACGGCAUUCACUACGAUGUGUUGGUCCGUGAGCCUUUGCCAG